Messenger RNA from Marasmius oreades (fairy-ring Marasmius), 1800 nucleotides. RefSeq lists its product as uncharacterized. NCBI's taxonomy places the organism in Eukaryota, Fungi, Basidiomycota, Agaricomycetes, Agaricales, Marasmiaceae. The coding region runs from base 1 to 1800 and encodes 599 amino acids. Gene Ontology annotation, biological process: transmembrane transport. Gene Ontology annotation, molecular function: dipeptide transmembrane transporter activity. The transcript has 12 exons. Gene Ontology annotation, cellular component: membrane. The record is from RefSeq and is a predicted model, not a curated record.
AUGGCUAGUCUACAGGCUGCGCGACCCGAAGUCGCACACAGGGAGGAUGCGCUAAAAAAUGAAUAUCCCCUCGAAACCGGUGACUCGUCUAAUGACAACCUCUACGAGUCGGACGGGAUCCAUGACGGACUGGAAUCCCCAACCAAGGAGGAAAAGAUAACUCUCAGGCGUGUCUCCGAUAAAAUACCAUGGAACGCAUAUCUAAUCGCACUUGUGGAGAUGGCUGAACGAUUCUCCUACUACGGAUCUGUCAUCGUUUUUACGAACUUCAUUCAACAUCCCCUUCCUCCAGGUUCACGUACGGGGGCAGGAGGUGCCAAUGGCCAGUCUGGUGCUCUGGGAAGAGAUCAACAGACGUCCACUGGGUUGAAUACAUUCUACCAGUUCUGGGCCUACACGACGCCGUUACUGGGAGGAUAUGUUGCCGAUACCUAUCUAGGCCGAUUCAACACUCUCUAUGUCGGUAUCGCGAUUGCCAUGGUUGGCCACAUCAUUCUUAUCAUUUCUGCUAUCCCGGGAGUUAUCGAAAAGUCAAGUGCUAUUGGUGUGUUCGUACUGGGUAUGAUUAUAACCGGCCUAGGUACUGGGUUUUUUAAAGCAAACAUUUCCCCGUUGAUCGCUGAACAAUACCGACGAACGAAACUCUUCGUUAUUACCGAGCCAUCAGGCGAGCGUGUUAUCGUUGAUCCAGCUCAAACGGUUGCUCGAGUUUAUAUGUAUUUCUACCUGUUCACCAAUAUUGGGUCACUCGUCGGGCAGAUUGGCAUGACUUACGCCGAGAAAUAUGUUGGGUUUUGGCUAUCGUUUACGCUGCCCACUUUCGUUUUUAUGGCCUGUCCGGCCAUUCUUUUCUUCAGUCGCCACAAAUAUAUUCGUUCACCUCCUACAGGAUCUGUCCUUGCGACUGCGCUUCGUCUUUGGAUAUUUGCUUCGAGAGGUAGAUGGAGUCUCAACCCAGUUCGGACCUACAAUAAUCUAACUUCCGAUGACUUCUGGGAAAACGCGAAACCGAGUCAUCAACGAGAAGUGCAGAACUGGAUGACGUUUGAUGAUGCGUGGGUGGACGAAGUUAGACGCGGUCUGAAGGCCUGUUCCGUCUUUACAUGGUACCCGGUAUUCUGGCUCUGCUAUGGACAGAUCAACCACAACUUGACAUCCCAAGCUGCAACAUUGAGCACCCACGGGUUGCCCAAUGACGUUCUAUCGAACUUGAACCCAUUCACGUUGAUCAUUGCGAUUCCGAUUUGUGACUGGUUUGUCUAUCCCGCUUUGCGUCGUUGGGGAAUCAAUUUCACGGCCCUCAAGAAGAUGACGGGUGGUUUUCUCACCGGGGCGGCGGCGAUGGUCUGGGCAGCAGUCGUGCAGUAUUAUAUUUACGAAACUAGUCCCUGCGGUUACGCCGCCAAUUCCAAGGCUUGUUACAACACUCCCUCACCUCUCAAUGUUUGGAUUCAGACCGGCUCCUACGUUCUUAUCGCUCUGAGUGAAAUCCUAGGCUCCAUUACUGGUUUGGAAUACGCGUACAUGAAAGCACCAAAGAACAUGCGUUCGCUGGUCAUGUCCAUCUUCUUGUUCACGAGUGCAUUAGGAGCGGCUUUGUCGCAAGCCUUCCUCCCACUCGUUGUGGAUCCUUUUCUCAUCUGGAACUAUGGAUCAGCAGCCAUCAUUGCGACUGUGACAGGCAUUGGGUUCUGGUUGUUCUUCAGGAAGCUGGAUGCACAGGAAGAUGAAUUGAAUUCGUUGGCCACGGGAACGAUGUGUAAAGACUUUAUUCCACAAGGGCAGUUGGAAAAGGCCUAG